This is a messenger RNA of Haemorhous mexicanus (house finch), 2415 nucleotides long. RefSeq names its product G protein-coupled receptor 171 (gene GPR171). Gene Ontology annotation, molecular function: G protein-coupled purinergic nucleotide receptor activity. Gene Ontology annotation, cellular component: membrane. The transcript is spliced from 2 exons. The coding region runs from base 267 to 1325 and encodes 352 amino acids. Lineage: Eukaryota; Metazoa; Chordata; Aves; Passeriformes; Fringillidae. The record is from RefSeq and is a predicted model, not a curated record. Gene Ontology annotation, biological process: G protein-coupled receptor signaling pathway.
GGAGGGCACACACCAGCCGGGGCAGGAGGGCACACGCCAGCCCGGGCCAGGAGGGCACACGCCAGCCCGGGCCAGGAGGGCACACGCCAGCCCGGGCCAGGAGGGCACACGCCAGCCCGGGGCAGCAGGGCACACGCCAGCCGGGGCGAGCAGCCCCUCGGGGACAUCAGACCUCUGCAGACAAUGGUCAGGACAGCCCAGGCCACCAGGACAGUAGGUCUGUGAUUCCUCCUGUAAGCAAAGCCAACUCACACAAGGAGUUUACAAUGUCAAGCAACAUUUCUGAAUGUCAUCUCUAUGAAGAAAUGGAACCUUUUACCUAUUUUUACUACUUGAUUUUUCUUACGGGAAUGAUUGGAAGCUGUUUUGCACUGUGGGCAUUCACACAGAAGGACCAGAAACAGAAGUGUAUGAGCAUCUACUUAAUCAACCUGCUCACUGCAGAUUUCCUGCUGACUCUGACACUGCCAGUGAAGAUUAUUGUUGACCUAGGAAUUGCGUCCUGGAGCCUGAGAAUAUUCCACUGCCAAGUCACGGCCUGCUUCAUCUACCUGAACAUGUAUCUAUCAAUCAUAUUUCUGGGAUUCGUGAGCAUGGAUCGCUGCCUCCAGCUGAUGCACAGCUCCAGGAUCUACCGCAUCCAGGAGCCAGGCUUUGCCAAGACCCUGUCUGCAGUGGUGUGGGCCGCGGUUCUGCUGAUAACCGUGCCCAACAUGGCAAUUCCCAUCAAGCACGUCGAGGAGCGACCGGGCCUCGGGUGCAUCGACUUCAAAACAAAAUUUGGGAGAGACUGGCACGUGUUCACCAACUUCGUCUGCACGGCAAUAUUCCUGAACUCCUCGGCGGUGAUUCUGGUCUCCAACUGCCUCCUGGUGAGGCAGCUGUGCCGGCACGGGCGCGGGGAGCGCGGCGGGCGCGUGCGGAAGGCGCUGGCGCACCUGCUGCUGGUGACGGCCGCCUACCUGCUGUGCUUCGUGCCCUACCACGCCGUGCGCAUCCCCUACACGCUGAGCCAGGGCAGCCCCGGUGCCAGCUGCCCCCUCCGCCGGGCGCUCUUCAAGGCCAAGGAGGCCACCCUGCUCUUCGCCGUCUCUAACCUCUGCCUGGACCCCGUGCUCUACUACCACCUGUCCAAAUCCUUCCGGCUGAAAUUCACAGAGACCUUUGCAGCCCCCAGGGAGACAAAGGCGCUCACGGCCGUGGAGACAGCGCAGCAGCCAAGGGCAGCCCUGCCUGUGACACAGCAGCAGAGCCAAGGGCAGAGCUGCAGCCCUGCCUGUGACACAGCAGCAGAGCCAAGGGCAGCCCUGCAGCCCUGCCCGUGACACAGCAGCAGAGCCAAGGGCAGCCCUGCAGCCCUGCCCGUGACACAGCAGCACAGCCAAGGGCAGAGCUGCAGCCCUGCCUGUGACACAGCAGCAGAGCCAAGGGCAGAGCUGCAGCCCUGCCUGUGACACAGCAGCAGAGCCAAGGGCAGAGCUGCAGCCCUGCCUGUGACACAGCAGCAGAGCCAAGGGCAGCCCUGCAGCCCUGCCUGUGACACAGCAGCAGAGCCAAGGGCAGAGCUGCAGCCCUGCCUGUGACACAGCAGCAGAGCCAAGGGCAGAGCUGCAGCCCUGCCCGUGACACAGCAGCAGAGCCAAGGGCAGCCCUGCAGCCCUGCCUGUGACACAGCAGCUCAGCCAAGGGCAGCCCUGCAGCCCUGCCCGUGACACAGCAGCACAGCCAAGGGCAGCCCUGCAGCCCUGCCUGUGACACAGCAGCACAGCCAAGGGCAGCCCUGCAGCCCUGCCCGUGACACAGCAGCACAGCCAAGGGCAGCCCUGCAGCCCUGCCCGUGACACAGCAGCACAGCCAAGGGCAGCCCUGCAGCCCUGCCCGUGACACAGCAGCACAGCAUGCCCACCUGCAGCACCAACAGCUCUGGCUACUGCAGCUGUGGCAGCACUGCUGACAGCACUCCUGACGAGCUGAGAGCCCAGGCACGAAGAAAACACCACCAGGAACACCUCUGGCUGUGUGACCACUCACACUGUGCCCUGAGCACACACAGCCUCCAGGGAUGCCUUCACCAACAGCUCAAAGAACAGUGCUGACCCACCAGGCAUCAGCAACGCGUGAGAAUACACGUUCAGACUCAAAUACACCUUAGAAUUAUUUAUGGCAGACACCUGGACUCCCCUUUAGUAAGUAAAUAUUGUGAAUUUACUAUAUUAAAAGACUUGGUGCUAUCAAGUGAAGAACUUGGUAAACAGCAGUUCUUCAGCUGCAAAGCUGAUUUGACAAGAUUAACCAAAAAGCAUUUCAGAGGGCAUUAUUUACUCCAAAAAGGGAUUUUAAACUGCACUGAUUAAAAAUUAUUGUAUCUGCUUAAACCACACCUGCAGGUUUCAUAAAUAAAUUUCUUCUUGCCAA